Messenger RNA from Homalodisca vitripennis (glassy-winged sharpshooter), 6276 nucleotides. Its product is annotated as cilia- and flagella-associated protein 43. NCBI's taxonomy places the organism in Eukaryota, Metazoa, Arthropoda, Insecta, Hemiptera, Cicadellidae. Bases 66 to 4823 code for a protein of 1585 amino acids. The transcript is spliced from 28 exons. Gene Ontology annotation, biological process: cilium assembly. Gene Ontology annotation, cellular component: axoneme. The record is from RefSeq and is a predicted model, not a curated record. Gene Ontology annotation, molecular function: protein binding.
AAGUAAUAAACAGUACUGUUUACUAAUUUUUGUGUUAUCAUAAGAUACUGAAACAAUAACUAAAUAUGCCACUUGAAAGAGAAAACCCAACAAUAGUAGAUACUGAGUGGGUGAAAAUAGGAAAUUUCUCCAAUAUGACAUUUGUGGGCAAAGAUGUUGUGGCGUUUGGAAAGGGCUGUUUCAUAAUUCUGUACAACACAACCACUCAAGAGGAAAUAAUUUACAAGGCCAACAGUGAAGAGAGAGGGGAAGGAGUGCAGUGCCUAGUGGGGUACCAGCAAGCUCAUAUGUUUGCCUUUGCUGAGAUGUCUCCAUACCCAAGAGUGUUUCUGGUGAGGUACCCCUCUCUGGAGCAUGUAUGCAUUCUUCAAGAUCUUCAAGUGGCACACACAUAUCUGGCGAUGUCAUUUGCCGAGAUGGAGUGUUUGGUCUGUUUGACUGGCAUACCAGUUUAUGAGAUAGUAGUUUGGUGUUGGAGAACUGGAACUAAACUUGUAUCACAGCCUACUGGUGUCAUCUGUCAAGACUUGCAAGUUAGAUGCAGCGUGUCAAUGCCUAUUGGAGUCACUUUGUUAGCAAAACACGAGCGAGAAACUGUAUUCCAACUGUGGCAAGUGAACAUCUGCUCCAAGCUGUGUUUACUAAGCAAGACAGAGUUCAUCAAUGGAGGUCUGGACGCAAACACGUACGUCUCUGCGUUCUGUUGGUCUCCAGAGGGCACUCUUAUGGUUGCAGAUACCAACGGCAAUCUCUAUCAGGUUAAGGAAGAAACACAGAGUUACUCUAAAGUGUUCUCUUGGCCAUAUCGGCUGAGAGAGGGUGGUACAGUCAUACCUACCAAUACCCUGUGGUGGAUGGGUGGAGUUGUAAUGUCAGGUCCUAAUGGUUUCAUCCAGUUCAUCAAGAGAGUGAGUAAUACAGAGUUCCAGCCUGGAUGGUGUAUAACCAAUCAAGGACCCCUGCUGGUCAUGUGUGUCAACCGUCUGAGAGACAACUUGGUAGGGUGGUCUCAGGAAAACUCACUUGUGCAACUGUCUGCUACUGACCAAUCUGCCAGUCUGGAAGUAAUGAAGUUCUACGGGGCUGCAGUUCGGCUGUUCUCUUUCAUUCACCCCAUGGACGAUUAUUUUGCCACAAUAAGUGUCCAAGGGGUCCUGGAUACUUGGCAUAAGAAAACUGCAACCCUGGUAGGAUCGAUGCAGAUCACGAAUGCGUUUGUACUGGACAUGCAGUGCAACCCUCAGAUGCCCUACUUGGCUCUGGGCAGAUCUGACGGCACACUGCAGAUCAUAGCUACCAGUGAGGGGGACCCGUACCAGCUGUCAGAGCUCCACCUGUGUUCCGAGGAGAUAACCGGAGUUACCUUCAGCCCCUCGGGCACACUCAUCGUGGUCGCCAGCUACAAGAUUGGCAGAAUAUUUGUCACACAGGGUCUGGUGGGAACCGGACACAGGAUCAAUGUGCUGAAUCAUCUGUUGAGCAACCAACCUAUCGUGGACAUGAUAGUGAUGUUGCCCGGUAAGCUGCUGGUUCUAGUGAAUGACGAGAUGUCGGAAUCUCCCAGUGGUAAGCAGGUGUGCGUCUACUCCCUGCCUCGGCUCGAGGUUGAGGCCAGCUUCACGUUGGACACUACCUACCACGACUUGCUCCACACGGGCCACGCGCUGAUGGCGGUGCCUUACAUCUCGCGCCAGAUCCACUUUUUGAACCUUGAAAUGGCCAUGGAUUCUGGAGAAAUCGAUGUAACAAAAACGUUAACCAGUGGUCAUCAAAUCAGGAAAUUCCACAUUAGCCUCUUUGGCAGCCAUCUUGUCAGUUUUGGAUGGGAUGGUCUGAUAUUCCUGCGGUGCAGAGAGAACUUACAGAUAUUCUGUAUUUUAGAGGCACACCAUCGUUUCGAUUACGGUGUCAAAUACGCCACAGUAGACAGGACUGCAGGAUAUAUCCUGUCCUUGGGAAAGGAGGGAAAUUUCGUCUGCACCAAAGUAUUGGUUCCAUGUGGACAUGUAAAGAAAGAACAUGCAGUUGACAAUGUUUAUGAAUCUUAUUUUGCAAAGAAACCAAUGAAAUCUCCCUCAGCCAUGGUCAGCGCAAAAACUUGGCUAGAAACCCAGAUUCAGCAGAAAUUAAACUUGGAGGCUGCCAUAGCUGCUCCGGAAAUAAAGAACAUCAUUGCUGAUUUCAAAGUUCUUCAAAAAGAGCUAGUGCAGUUGCUGAACGAAAACUAUCGAGCCCCGCCAGAGGAGCAGCUGGAGGUUUUGGAGUUUGACCUGGACACAGAGACGAGGGAGACGCUGCUGGCAGAUGCUGAGCUGGAACGAGACAACGUACGCCGGCUGUUGGAGGCAGAGUGUCGUGAUUGUCUCCGGCUCUCCGAGGUCAUCAAGAAGAAUACCUGGGACCAUAUGGAAGUCAAAUCCAGGUGUAUCAAGGCAAUGUUGGAUGACUUUAGUGUGGACAACUAUGGGUUACCACCAAACCCACAUAGCAUGCAAGAGCAGUUAGUCUGGGAAUGUGAAGCCCGCAAAUUGACAAUAGAAAUGUCUCAGGGUGACCAUUUCGAGCCUUGGUUCCCUUUCCCAAAUGAAACUAAGUCCGUCCCACUUACCCAAAGCACACUUACUCUUACUACUACAUCGAAGGAUAUGUUAGAUAAUGAAAAUAGGGAUACAAUUCUAGCAGAAAAUCAAGGAGAAGCAGAAAAGGAAAAUCCAUAUUUACUAUUCGGGUCUUCAAGCUAUCAGUUUGUGGAAAUCAGCCCUUUGCAUUGUUCCCAGUUUGAAAUGUGUUCAUCGUUUGCGAACUCUUCCGAAAUAAUCUUACUCAAGAGAGUUUGUUUAGACCUGAGAGAGUACUUUAACAAACUUUUUGAUGACAUGUUCCUCCACAAAGAGAAAGAGAUGGCGCUGUUAGCUGACAGAAACGCCCGUUUGAGACACAUCCUCUCUGAGCUUAGGAUAACAUGCAAUGCACCAAUGGAUGUUCUGCCUCCGGAAGAUGCUCAGUGGAGCCAGGAAGAGAAAACUGAAAAAAUUGUCACCAUUGAAGACAGUGAGGUGGCCGAGACACCUUAUAUCUCACCCAGCGAGCAGGCCCUGCUGGACCAGAAGGCUGCUGAGGAGGAGAGAAUCAGGCGACUGCUGGCUGCUGACAACUUUCGGGAAUUGGCCCUUAUAGAGAUGAUGGAUGGGAUGCUGGAGGUGCGCUGGGAGGACGAACUCAAAAAGGAAGUCCCCAAGCCAAAAUGCAUGUUGGAGAAAGACCCAGAAGACUACAAUGAAGCAGAUUUAAAAGCCAUAAAAGAGUAUGAUGAAAAGUGUAAAAUACUUCUCUCAGAACGUGAGAGAUACAGGAAAAUGCUUGAAAUUGAAUAUAAAAAGUUGGAAAGCACCAUACAGGAGUCACUCACUAAAUUCGACAACUCGUUGUUUGAGUUAUUCCAAACAAGACUGAAGGUGGAUGCAGCCAUGAACCAUGAGCAACUGAAGAUUCUGAGGAUACAUCAGCUGAACGAUGACAGGAUACGGAGAGAGAUCCAAGAGAAAGAGAUUGUACAAAAUGUGCAGAUCACUGAGAAGGAGUCAGACUACGCCCACAAGCAAGUGGCUCUCAUGCAAGAAGCUACUACAGAGUGUCGCAACAACUACGAUGCCCUCGUUGUCAAGGACAAAGCCAUGGGGAAGAAGUUCAAGCAGGAAUUUUCUAAUACAAGUGCAACUCCUGCAGUCCUUGAACAGCUUGUUAAGUAUUUCCGGCGGCGACCCAAACUGCAGCAGAGAGCCACACAAUACCCUACUUUGUUGUUGGAACUGGCUCGAUGUGUCGUGGACAAUGACAACUCCUCCUUCAUGCCACCAGAGUUCCACGAGUUCCUGUCAGCCCUGGAGACUCUAGAUCUACCAUCCAGUGCUGCCAUACACUUUGACGAAACUGUUUGGGCGACUCUGGUCCGAGUGCGCAGAGCUAAAAUUGAAUCUGAACUGAAGGUGCGAGCAUAUGCUCUGGAGCUGAAGGAGGCUGAGUACACACUGAGUGUGGUGACCAAGCAGAUGAAGGCUGCGAGAGAGCGAGCGAGUGCUAAUGUGGCAGAGCUGCGAGCCGCCAGGGAGGACAAGAUACGACUCAGCAGAGAUUUGCAGGUCCAAAUAGUGAUGAAACAAGGCUUAGUUGAAACUCCGCUCACGGGGCAUAUUUCCGACUUUGAACAUGCGAUACUCAUCAAUCCGAAAAUAGUGGAGAAGAUCAACCAGCAUGUCAAAUCAGCUGGAUCCAAGAAGCUUGAUGCGAUGAAGCAAGUCACCAAGUUCCACAGAAUCAACAAAUACAAGGAAUGGGAGUACAAGAAGAUGAGAAUGGAGUGCGAGGAUUUAGCGGAAAAGCUCAACAACAUAGAGAGUAUUAAGGUAACAUUAGAAGUUAAACAGUACUUGAAAGAAUUGAUAAAACCACACGAGAGAGAUCAACAGGAAGAUGAAGGAGCUUUAUUGAAGCAGACUGAGGACAACUACAAAAACACAGUAAAAUCUCUGAAAGACGAAAUAAUAAGUGUUGACGAGAAGAUAGAAAACUUCAAGAAGCUGAACAAGAAGGCUGACAAAAGUAUCUUGGACCUGAAGUGUGAUGUCAGUGAGCAGCAGUUGGAGAGAGAUCUCAAGAUGGAGGAAACUGUGAGUGAGGCGGCCAGGAGGAGAAUGGAUAUGAUAGUGAGACGCAGCCAGCUGGUUGCUAGGAUACAGCAAGUCCACAACGACAACUUGUUGCUAGGUACAAAGCGGCAAGAUGAAUACUUGGUCCUGUAUUGUGCUGUUACAGAAUGGAUAUGAUAGUGAGACGCAGCCAGCUGGUUGCUAGGAUACAGCAAGUCCACAACGACAACUUGUUGCUAGGUACAAAGCGGCAAGAUGUAUACUUGGUCCUGUAUUGUGCUGUUACAGAAUGGAUAUGAUAGUGAGACGCAGCCAGCUGGUUGCUAGGAUACAGCAAGUCCACAACGACAACUUGUUGCUAGGUACAAAGCGGCAAGAUGUAUACUUGGUCCUGUAUUGUGCUGUUACAGAAUGGAUAUGAUAGUGAGACGCAGCCAGCUGGUUGCUAGGAUACAGCAAGUCCACAACGACAACUUGUUGCUAGGUACAAAGCGGCAAGAUGUAUACUUGGUCCUGUAUUGUGCUGUUACAGAAUGGAUAUGAUAGUGAGACGCAGCCAGCUGGUUGCUAGGAUACAGCAAGUCCACAACGACAACUUGUUGCUAGGUACAAAGCGGCAAGAUGUAUACUUGGUCCUGUAUUGUGCUGUUACAGAAUGGAUAUGAUAGUGAGACGCAGCCAGCUGGUUGCUAGGAUACAGCAAGUCCACAACGACAACUUGUUGCUAGGUACAAAGCGGCAAGAUGUAUACUUGGUCCUGUAUUGUGCUGUUACAGAAUGGAUAUGAUAGUGAGACGCAGCCAGCUGGUUGCUAGGAUACAGCAAGUCCACAACGACAACUUGUUGCUAGGUACAAAGCGGCAAGAUGUAUACUUGGUCCUGUAUUGUGCUGUUACAGAAUGGAUAUGAUAGUGAGACGCAGCCAGCUGGUUGCUAGGAUACAGCAAGUCCACAACGACAACUUGUUGCUAGGUACAAAGCGGCAAGAUGUAUACUUGGUCCUGUAUUGUGCUGUUACAGAAUGGAUAUGAUAGUGAGACGCAGCCAGCUGGUUGCUAGGAUACAGCAAGUCCACAACGACAACUUGUUGCUAGGUACAAAGCGGCAAGAUGUAUACUUGGUCCUGUAUUGUGCUGUUACAGAAUGGAUAUGAUAGUGAGACGCAGCCAGCUGGUUGCUAGGAUACAGCAAGUCCACAACGACAACUUGUUGCUAGGUACAAAGCGGCAAGAUGUAUACUUGGUCCUGUAUUGUGCUGUUACAGAAUGGAUAUGAUAGUGAGACGCAGCCAGCUGGUUGCUAGGAUACAGCAAGUCCACAACGACAACUUGUUGCUAGGUACAAAGCGGCAAGAUGUAUACUUGGUCCUGUAUUGUGCUGUUACAGAAUGGAUAUGAUAGUGAGACGCAGCCAGCUGGUUGCUAGGAUACAGCAAGUCCACAACGACAACUUGUUGCUAGGUACAAAGCGGCAAGAUGUAUACUUGGUCCUGUAUUGUGCUGUUACAGAAUGGAUAUGAUAGUGAGACGCAGCCAGCUGGUUGCUAGGAUACAGCAAGUCCACAACGACAACUUGGUGCUGCAGACGGAGCUGGAAUUGUUGCGUCUCAGAACCUACCCCACACUCAAGU